Messenger RNA from Coffea arabica (coffee), 846 nucleotides. Its product is annotated as protein FAR1-RELATED SEQUENCE 5-like. Lineage: Eukaryota; Viridiplantae; Streptophyta; Magnoliopsida; Gentianales; Rubiaceae. The record is from RefSeq and is a predicted model, not a curated record.
AUGGAUUGCAGCAAAUUGGCAGAAGAUAGGACCCCUGAGUUAGGAAUGGAGUUCAACAGCGAAGAGGAUGCGUACAAGUUUUACAACAAAUAUGCCUUUAAAAUGGGUUUUAGUGUACGUAAAGACUAUCUGAAUAAAGACAAAGACGGCGUGACCACGUCUAGAAGAUAUAGUUGCUGCAAGGAAGGUGUGAAACGCAAGUACGAAGGUGAUGUGAUGCCAAAGAGGACACGAGCGCCGACGAAAACAGGGUGUGGAGCUAAAAUGGUUAUCGUGUUGUUUAGAGGAACAAUGAAGUACCAUGUGCAUGACCUUGUCUUAGAGCAUAACCAUGAGUUGCACAUUGCUCAAUGUGCGCACAUGAUACCAUCACAAAGAAAAGUGACCGAGGCUCAAGGAUUCCAAGCUGAAAUAAGCGAGGACGCUGGGCUUUCAUUGAAACAGAGCCAUGAGCUUAUGGGAAAGGAGGCAGGUGGGAUGGAAAAUGUGGGAUAUACUCGGGAAGACCUGAAACGAUAUCUUCGUACUCGACGGGAAAGGAGUUUGAAAUAUGGAGAAACAGGUAGCAUGCUGAAUUAUUUUCAAGAGCAAACACUCGAGAAUCCAUCGUUUUUUCAUGCCGUACAGCUGGACUGUGAAGAACAGAUAACGAAUAUCUUUUGGGCUGAUGCAGGAAUGUUAAUUGAUUACAAAUUUUUUGGAGACGUAGUCACAUUCGACACAACUUACAAAACAAAUAAAGAAUACCGGCCACUUGGAGUGUUUGUGGGUUUUAACCAACAUAGGCAAAUUGUGAUAUUUGGUGCUGCCCUUAUGUAUGAUGAGACUAUAGAUUCUUUCAAAUAG